AUGUCUUAUAUACUAUCCAUCCUGUGGACCGUGCUGGCACUAGUAUCCACGGUCCGAUCAACAGGCGUCAUCGUGCCACUGUACGCUUGGCCGGGAACAGAUGCCUGGGCUGCAGUCUACGAAUCAGUCGCCGCGAAUCCGUCUGUUCCAUUCUACCUAAUAGUCAACCCAGACACUGGCCCAGGUACCACUGAGUACCCAGAAGAAGUCUACAUCACUGGUAUCGCCAAACUGAACAGCUAUUCCAACGUUCAUGUCCUGGGCUAUACGCAUACAAACCAUGGCACACGUGCUAAAUCAGAAGUCGAAAAGGAUAUCGCCGCAUACGCGAAAUGGUCCAGCUUUGCGGGAAGAGAUAUCAGCCUCGCGGGAAUCUUCUUUGACCUGACACCCAAUGGGCAAGAUCAAAGUAAACUUGGCUAUUUCCAGGAGCUAUCUUCGACGAGCAAGCGGAGUGGUCUAGACAUGGUCAUUUUCAAUCCUGGCGCGAAGAUCCUCGCCGACGUUUCAGACUGGUUUGCUGCGGCGGACUUGAUCGUCGAAUACGAGAAUACUUAUGCUAAUUGGAUGGCAUUGGCACCGACUGAGCAUCUUUCGGCACACGGAAACGACGCCAAGAAAGCUAUUAUCUUGAAUCAAACGCCAGUCGAUGCCAGUAUUGAUACAGUUGUCAGGUUGGCGAGGAAUAUGCGACUGGGUGCUAUCUAUCUGGCCUAUGAUGACAACUACAUGGGCCUCAGCUCAGUACCCAAAAUUGUGGUUGCUAUUUCGGAGAAGCGAAAAGCGAGACGCAAUAGCCAUAGUGCCCAUUGA
Messenger RNA from Penicillium brevicompactum, 813 nucleotides. RefSeq names its product spherulation-specific family 4 protein. Bases 1 to 813 code for a protein of 270 amino acids. The record is from RefSeq and is a predicted model, not a curated record. NCBI's taxonomy places the organism in Eukaryota, Fungi, Ascomycota, Eurotiomycetes, Eurotiales, Aspergillaceae. The transcript has a single exon.